CCUUUUGUAUUUUAUCUACUGUUGUCAUGUAUUUUACAAUUGAGAGGAUGCCUCAACACAUGAACUUUUGGCAACUAUCUCUAGGAAGUCUGUCCCAUUUUUGUAUUCAGUAGCAUAGGAAUAGAACCGGAGCUAUUUUUUCUUCUCUUUGAGUGACACAGUGUUCUCUGAAUCCUCCAACAUCAGGGGUAAAGCAACACAGCUCUUUUACAUUCUUUGGAAACCCUCAUAUUCUAAAUAAGAUUUUGGAUGUCUAGGGGAGAGUAGAGUUGAAUCUGGGUUUGAAUCUUAGCUCCAUCACUUCAUUUGUCUUUUCACGCAGCAAGUAUUUUGAGGACCUCCUUUGUCCGAGAUUUGUUCUAGGUGCCUGUUUUUAGGGAUUAAUUAGUACUUUUGUAAUUUGGGGCAAGUUCUUUUAUCUCACAGUGCCUUCUUUCUUUGUAAAGUAGACAUGAUGCUGUCUACCUCAUAGGAUUAUUUUAAGGAUUUAAUUAGAUAAUACUUUUUAGCCCAGUAAGAAUUAAUAAAAGUUUGCUAUAACCACUUUCAUUACUUUCUAAAAUCUGUUGUAAUCACUCAUUUAUUCCACAAAUAUAUAAUAAGCAUCUACUAAGCGCCAGGUACUAUGUUAGUAAUGUAAUGUGGCAAUAUAAUGUUAGGCAAAAGCAGACAUCAUCUGUGCCCAUAGGCAGUUUCCAGUGUAAAAUCAAAUUGUCAUUUCUAGGAGAUAUUUUCCCCAAACUAAGAAUACUGUUUGGUUAAUGAUAUAAGGAAAACUUGUGAACUCUUAGAUUGCUGGAUGGUUCUUUCCCCCUCAGUAAUAUGUGACCUAGCAAAAUGCCAGGACUUUUGUGUAGCUACCAAAAUACACACCGUAAGAUUCAUCUUUCAGUUAAAUUUGGUAAACUUUGUGUUUGCUUAGUUAUCCUUCUGUAUCCUGCCUGUUACAUUACACUUUUAAAGAAAGCAAGAAUCAUAUAAUAAAACUACUGCUUAAAUUAUGUUCUGCAAGGUUUUGUCCUUUCCAUUAUCUGAAUUGUUGAGAUUUUUUUCUCUUAGAUGUUAGCUUCUCUGCACAGACUUGUUAGCUAUCUCUUUAAGAAAGGAGAAUCAUAGAAUUUUCUUUAAAACCAAUAGAAUAUUGGCAAGCUUCAUGCUUAGACUUUGCUAGGGAUAAAUCCGUAAAUUUUUAAGUUGUAGUGUUAUUAAUCUAUUCAAGACAAAAGAAAUCAGUAUUUUUAGCCCUUUCCUAAUCCAAAGAGGCAUCAAAUAAUGUCCUCUGAAAUGUUGCCAGCAUUUAUUGAGUCUUCUAAUGUUGAAAGAAAGCAAAGUUUAAGUGAAGAUCAAGAGAAGAGCCAGAAGCCAAGAUUAGGUGAACAGUUAGAACCAAUAUCUAAACGACAGAUGAAGAAGCUAAUUAAACAGAAACAGUGGGAAGAACAACGAGAACUCCGCAAACAAAAGCGAAAGGAAAAACGCAAAAGAAAACAAUUAGAGCGACAGUGUCAACUGGAAUCAAACUUAGAUGGAAAUGACAGAAAACGUAUCCGAAGAGAUGUUGUUCACAGCACACUCCGCCUUAUCAUUGACUGCAGUUUUGACAGCCUAAUGGUAUUAAAGGACAUUAAGAAACUUCAUAAGCAGAUUCAGCGAUGUUAUGCAGAAAAUCGACGGGCACUGCAUCCUGUGCAGUUUUACUUGACAAGUCAUGGAGGCCAGUUGAAAAAGAACAUGGAUGAAAAUGACAAAGGAUGGGUCAACUGGAAGGAUAUCCACAUCAAACCAGAGCAUUAUAGUGAAUUCAUAAAGAAAGAAGACCUGAUUUAUCUAACAUCAGACUCACCUAAUGUACUGAAGGAAUUAGAUGAAUCAAAGGCCUAUGUGAUCGGAGGAUUAGUGGAUCACAACCAUCACAAGGGACUCACAUAUAAACAAGCAUCAGAUCAUGGAAUUGAUCAUGCACAGCUCCCCCUUGGAAAUUUUGUGAAGAUGAAUAGUAGAAAAGUUUUGGCAAUUAAUCAUGUGUUUGAGAUUAUUCUGGAAUAUCUGGAAACCAGAGACUGGCAAGAAGCAUUUUUUACUAUCUUACCCCAACGGAAAGGAGCUGUACCCACAGACAGAGCCUGUGAAAGUUCUUCGCAUGAUCUGAAAUCUGCCAGGAUUGAAGAUGGGUUGGACAGUGAUUCCAGUGAGGAGGACAAUAGCAGAAAUGAACUAGAGUCACCCCACGAAGAAGAAAAGCAGGAUAAAGAAAAUAGCAGUGAAUCUACAGUGAACUCAAUACCACACUAAUGUCAUCUGUUGUUUUUUGUUUUGUAUUUUAGUUUUUGUUUUUUUAGUUUAAGGAAAACUUAGGAGAAAAUGAGGUGCUUCAUAGAAUAUUCUAAUUGGAAGAAAAUUUUAUUUCCUCUCAUUUCUGUUAGUGAAUUUUUAAAACUUUUUUUACAGCUAAGUGAUAAAAAGCCCUUAUAAGAAGUAUUUUUUGUUUUUGCAUAAAAUUUAAAUGUUUAAUUUUUAAAGUAGCUUUCUAAGUCUCAGUGGUUUCUUGAGAAUUUUACUUUAUUGGUAAACUUUCAUUCUCUUUUAUUUACUUGAUUAUAUUCUUUAGAAUGUGCCUUCUGACCUUUCAGGGUUUUUUUUUUUAUGUUUAUAUCAAAUAUCUUUCUGAUUUAUUGCCUACUUAGUUGUGGAGAUAGAUGUUCAUAAAUCUCCUGUAAGUCUACCAAAAUGUUCUGUAUGGGAGGUUACCUCCUAUUUGCAGCUUUUUUUUUUUUAAUUCAACUCAGUUACUUCAAAGGAAUAUAGUUAAUUUUAGAAAGUAUUAGAUUGAUAAACUCAACAAAUUAUUUCUUUUGGACUAUGGAGCCCAUCUCUGUUCCUCCUCUAUGAUGCCUUUCAUGGUUCUAAAGCAGUCACUGGAGAGUAAAGAAUCUCCUUAAUGUAUUUUAAUUUCAGUAAUGAUGGUAAAUUAUUUAAAUUACAGAAUUUAAUUUUUCAGGAUAGAUUAUUUUAAAAGGCUGUUGAGAACCAAUUUUGUCUUAAAUUUAAAAGGAAAUAGCUCUUAGCUAUCAUUUUCUUCUAUAUGUACUUUUAUUAAAAAAUAUUUGUUCUUAAAGUGAAUAAAGUUAACUUCAUUAUAUGUGCAUCUGUCUACUAGCAUAUAAUAUGCAAGCUAAUAUAACUUUCUGUAAAUAAGCAUGUAUGAAAAAAUAUAUAUAAUUGUGUGUGUGUAUAUAUAUAUCUAUAUAUCUGUAUCUGUCCACAAUCAUGUAUGAUUCUCAGUUAUCAAUAACAGGACUGAGUUGCCAAAUAUCUGUGUUAUCUGCAUAAAUGGUUGUGUCGAACAACCCUAAGAAUUUGAUUUUCAGAAAGUGCGAAAAUCCAUAACUAAGCAUUCGUAUGAGGACAUUGGCAAAGGAAGAUGGGGCUAAAAGGAGAUGUUUUCAUUUUCUACUGGUAAAUGUAGAGCAGUUUACAUUUAAAGUAGUGAUUGUUCUUUGUCACAGCUAAAGUAGGAUUUCAGAAGCCUUCACUGAGUUUGUAUAAAGUUUUUGUUCUUUUCAUUCAUUGGCAUCUCAGAUAAUGUACACAUUUGGUAGAAAGUUCAUUAGAUUUAGUAUUGAUGUUCACUGUCUCUUACUUUUGGUUGCUUUAUUCUUAGUAAUCUAUUAUAGCUAUUCAUUUAAAAUAAGGUCUUAGAGCAUGGUAUAUAAAUAAAGAAAAGCCCCUACAAUUCUAGAAGAUCAAAGUUUAUGUAUUAAGUUGUAUUUUUCAAAGGUUCAGGUUUUCCUGAGUAAAUAUGGUUCAGUAGUAUGAAAUCCAGUUGACCCUUGAAAAGUGUGGGGGUUAGGGGUACCGACCCCCCACAUAGUUGAAAAUACAUGUGAAACUUUGUCCCCAAACUUAAUAGCCUACUAUUGACCAGAAAUCUUACUGAUAAUAUAAACAGUGUAUUAACACAUAUUUGUAUGUUAUAUGUACUAUAUACUAUAUUUUUAAAAUAAACUAGAGGAAAUGUUAA
This is a messenger RNA of Canis lupus familiaris (dog), 4021 nucleotides long. RefSeq names its product tRNA methyltransferase 10A (gene TRMT10A). The record is from RefSeq and is a predicted model, not a curated record. Gene Ontology annotation, cellular component: nucleoplasm; nucleus; cytosol. The transcript has 8 exons. Gene Ontology annotation, biological process: tRNA N1-guanine methylation. The coding region runs from base 1273 to 2292 and encodes 339 amino acids. NCBI's taxonomy places the organism in Eukaryota, Metazoa, Chordata, Mammalia, Carnivora, Canidae. Gene Ontology annotation, molecular function: tRNA binding.